Molecule: messenger RNA, 1173 nt
Organism: Pecten maximus
Lineage: Eukaryota; Metazoa; Mollusca; Bivalvia; Pectinida; Pectinidae
Exons: 1
Coding region: 1-1017 (338 amino acids)
Molecular function (GO): protein binding
Source: RefSeq, a predicted model, not a curated record
AUGUUCCUUGGGAAAGUUCAUGGUCACAAUCAACAAAAACUUCUCCGUUUACUUGUUAAACUCCGUGAUAUGACAUGGCGUUGUCUAUCAAUAGGAACAUUCUUCCAAUCAUCUAUAGGAAAGUAUAUCCAGAGAGUGAAAAAUGGGGCCUGGGAAAUGGUACUGCCUACACCAGCACAAUCAGAAAGAGAAACUGAUUUCACAAUAUUCGUACGGUCCUUCGUUUUGUUUCGUGCAACUGAUGUACUGCCCGCUUUGAAACUUCUGAGCAAAUCAAUGUCGGACAUGGAUGAAUUAAUAGCUUACUUCAAUACAGUACAUGCACUCUCUUUUAAAGGGAUGGAGGCAUUUGAGAAACAAGCUUCCCUCGGAGGAAACAAACAGAAGUAUAAAUCUCUUAGGAAAUGUAAGAAGUUUAUAUCACCACUUGCCGUAACUUGUACAAGUCCAGGUCUACUGACGUUGGCAACCUAUCACUACCAGACUGGGAAUUACUUGAAAACACUGGAAAUGUGUGGACACCUUAUUUCCUCGUGGAAAAUUUUCGUUGAUUGUAUGAGUGAAAAGGAUCAUGAUAGAUACGAACAUCUCUACUGUGGGCAUGGGUAUAGUCUUCUACACAAAUUUCAGCAAGCAUGUGUAUCAUACAUGUUUUUGACACAACCAUAUCCAAAUUUCUGUCCAGUCCAUUUACAACAAGAGCUAACGAACGUCAGUAGUAUAAAACUGCUAAUCCCACCACUCCCUUAUGCCGUGUUCCUGACCUUCCUGUGUUACCAUGAGCUUAACGAUACAAGAAGACGUGACGCAGCACUGAUCGAACUUCGGGCCAUGAAGUAUGAUAAGAACCAGGGAGGAAGUAAAUACUGGAUUGUCCACAACCUCUUAGGAAUCUGUUACGAAAUGGUCGGUGACCUACGCAGUGCUCUCAGGGAAUACAAGGACUCUCUGAGUGGUACAAGAGGUUAUCAACAUCAAAAUCCUGCUAUGGAGAGGAUAGAACGACUGGAGCAUUAACUAUAACGACAAAACUUGAUUUUCCAUAUUUUUUUUAGAUACUAGGCACACGAUCAACAUCACUGAAUCGUACUGCGUGUAAUAAUUCAACAUGAUGACCUUGUAUCGUUGAUUCGAAAAAUAUAUUUUUAAAGCUUACAGUCCAAAAUAAAAGAA